Morus notabilis is the source of this 667-nucleotide messenger RNA. RefSeq names its product NADH dehydrogenase [ubiquinone] 1 beta subcomplex subunit 9. Gene Ontology annotation, biological process: mitochondrial electron transport, NADH to ubiquinone. The transcript has 6 exons. The coding region runs from base 80 to 433 and encodes 117 amino acids. NCBI's taxonomy places the organism in Eukaryota, Viridiplantae, Streptophyta, Magnoliopsida, Rosales, Moraceae. The record is from RefSeq and is a predicted model, not a curated record.
AGAAACCUAGAGAGACCCCACUCCUCCCAUCCCCAACCUGGAAUUGUAGAGAGAGAAAGAAGGGUCUAGAGAGAGAAAGAUGAGCGCAGUGUCGACGGCGGGUUACCUAGCUCGGAGGGCAGCGCAGAAGGAGAGGGUUCGGAUCCUCUACCGCCGAGCCCUCAAAAACACUCUCAACUGGGCCGUCCAUCGCCACCUCUUCUAUUCUGAUGCUUCAGACCUUCGCGAGCGUUUCGAGGCCAACAAGCACGUGGAAGAUCUUGAUACAAUUGAUAGACUGAUAGCUGAUGCGGAAGAAAGCUACAAUAUGUGGCGGCACCCUGAUCCUUAUAUUGUUCCAUGGGCUCCUGGUGGUAGCAAGUUCCAUCGCAAUCCAACUCCACCUUCCGGGAUUGAGAUAGUAUAUGACUAUGGCAAAGAAGAUAAUGACUAAAACCUGCAAGUUUUUCCUGCAAAUAAAUAAAGAUUAUGAUGACCAGUUGCAGUUAUUUGGAAGAUAAUGUUCCAGGCCAGCAUCUUUUAUGUGUUUCAAAGCAAAUUCUUGCUUUAAAAACCUUAAUUGUUGAGGUGCUCAGUUGCCAUGUAUUUGGUACUUUUGUUUUGGAAGGAUCUUGGACACACAAUGUGAUGAUGCGUUAUGAAGCAAAAUGGUUGAAUUAAGCAUGAA